Coprinopsis cinerea okayama7#130 is the source of this 4821-nucleotide messenger RNA. Its product is annotated as signal transducer. Gene Ontology annotation, molecular function: guanyl-nucleotide exchange factor activity. The record is from RefSeq and is a predicted model, not a curated record. The transcript is spliced from 17 exons. Gene Ontology annotation, biological process: intracellular signal transduction. Bases 1 to 4821 code for a protein of 1606 amino acids. Lineage: Eukaryota; Fungi; Basidiomycota; Agaricomycetes; Agaricales; Psathyrellaceae.
AUGUCGGCACCCUCGAGCGGCCCUUCAACACACAGGAACGACCUCGACGAAGAACUAGACGCUCUGUAUGAAUCUGUCUUACAUGGAUACACCAUCCCUCCAGCUCCUCGACCACCGCCGGUGCGGGGAAGCAGCAGCGGUUCUGGUCGAGCGCCCCGGCCGUUACCACCAACGCCGGGAGGGUUAGUAGGGCGGCCCCCAAUACCACCUCCAGCUGGGACACCCCUCCAACGCAUACCCUCUUUACCUGUCAGUCGUCCAGGGAGCUCGUUAUCACGGCAUCCGCCGGGUAACCACCAACCAGAACCAAUGCAUUCGAGAAGCGCAUCGCCCAACAGAACGCCUCAGCGACCAGCACUGGAAAUUGACACUGUCGGACCUGUGGACCAGGAGACGCCAGCCAGUGUCGCGGAUAGCACCAAUGCGCAGCGUUGGUCGGAAGUGCCUUCCUCGCCCAACGAAUACCUCGACCCCGACGUGUUACCGGUGCCAGAAUAUAUACCCAACAUUAAGGAUGAUCCCGCUGCUACCAGAGCUGUAUACCCGGAAGAGCAGGAUUCAUAUCAUACUCUAUAUCAAUCCAACACUAGCGUCCAACCCUCCAACUACGACAGGCCGUACGGAUCUGAAGACGAUCAAUCAUACUACAGCAAUCCACCGCUUUCAUAUGAAAACGAAGAACGACCGCCUUAUGAACCGGAUCCGUCGUAUCCUGACAACCCAUACCCAAGCCAGGACCCCCAACCACCAGAGCCACGACCCGUCUACCAUUCUGAUGCACUGCAUCUGGACUCCGUCUACCAGGGCUACUUGGACCCCUCACAAUCCAGGCUGACGUUGAAUGACCGUGAAUCAGAAGUAGGGACAGUGAUGAGCGACUACUCCAUGCUGCGACCCCCACCAGCGCGUUCUUCAGCUGGAUCAGACUCGUCCUACACUGGGCUUCCCUACCUCAACGACAACGCGGGACCGUCAACUAUCUCUAAUGCCGCCAGUUCCUCUUGGAACGGAGUUACUGUUCACGCUCGAAGAUCACCGCAAGACGACGAGUAUCCAGUUGCCGGUCCAAGCAACAUCUCACACCGCGUAACACAGGACCUCAUCGCGAUGCGUAAUUUUGAUCCCAGAGCCCUGCUUGACGAUUCGCCCAACCACUAUGAGGAGUACGGCGACGAUGACAACUUCGACGACCCGACCAUGUUCAUCAACCUUGCUCUGCUGUCCCAUAUUGCUGUUCAGCUGCAGCUCAAGGUACCCCGAGGAACCCAUGUGAAGGGGAGUAUCCCUUACCCCCGGGCCUUCACUGGUAAAGACAUCGUGACGACGAUUCACUCUAUUCUUGAGAAUAAGCUGACGCGAGAUCACGGGUGUGCAAAAAACGACAGGCGAGUUGCGUUGCAAGUGGCACGCAGUUUGCAACGGCAGUUGUUCUUUGUGGAGGUGGAAUGGGGGUCGCGUAUUCUGCAGGAUGGUGUAGAGGAUGUGUACAGUUUCUUGGACGAUCCGGAGACGCCCACACUGCCUGAGAGGGCAGAGCUCCCUUCCGGUGUUGUUACGAUGCUUACUGGAUGUUAUUCCGUCACUUGCGGGGAAGGGGGUCCAUGUUAUUCGGGGUCAUGUCCGUCAAAGGGAAUGAGUAAAUUCCUUCCCAAGACACUGGAGACACCACCCGACCCGGUCAAAGAAGACUGGACAAAGGGUGUUCCACCCCAGGUAUUACGAGACUUGCCUGAAUACGAGAUCAAUCGUCAAACGAUCAUCCAUAAACUCAUCAGCAAGGAGGAGCAAUAUGUCAAGGACCUGGACAUCGUCGACAGCGUAUUCAUUCAGCCAUUACGAAAGUCCCCUGUUAUCCCGCUAUACAUGGUGGAUGAAUUCAUUGACGAAGUAUUCGGAAACAUCCUGGAGAUUCGAGAUUGUAAUCGAAGGUUGUUGGAGGUGAUGUAUGUGCGGCAGCGAGAACAAGCGCCCAUUAUCAACACCAUUGGCGAUAUCUUCCUCGACAGCGCGACGCAGUUCCGGAAGUUGUACCCUCUUUAUAUUGGGAGACAGUUCUUGUCGGAAAUGCGACUACGGGAAGAGUUGGACAACAAUGGCGAGUUUCGGGUGUUCAUCGAAAAUUGCCAACGUCAGCUCACUGGGAUGCGCUCUGGAGGCGAACAUGGACUCGACUUGUGGCAUUAUCUCAACCGACCUACGGAGCAUCUGCAGAAGUAUCCCGUCCUGCUUCAAGCGGUGUACAACGAAACUGCUAGGGACAAUCCUGAUGGUGACUUCCUAUUGGAGUCGAUCUCUGCGAUCAAGAACCUUCAAAAUGUUGCUCAGCUUCGGACGUUCCAGUCCGCUAUGGGGAAGGGUACACCGGGUAAAUGGGAGUGGCAUGAUCUUCUGACGCCCAACAUGAGGAAGACGUUCACGAAGGAGGAAAGUCAGAGGCAGAGUCUGAUAUUCGAGGUGAUCAAGACAGAGAUGGUGUACGUUCGUGAUCUUGAAACUCUCGAAAAUCUGUAUCGCCAACCCCUUCAGAACGCCGAUCCCCCCAUUAUCCCGCACGAACGCCUGGAGCAAUUUUGCACAGACGUUUUCCACAACAUCCAGGAGAUUUAUGUCCACCACAAGCGACUCGUCGACAAGCUGCACGAGAUACAGCUGGAGGAGCAUCCACGUAUCAACAGCAUUACUGCAGCCUUGUUCGAUGCUGCUCUGAAUUUCCGCGAAGCGUAUAUGGAGUAUAUCCCCAAUUACCCCAUCGCCGAGUAUAGGAUUGAUGACGAAUUGGAACACAACCCAGCGUUCAAAGCAUUCGUUGAGAAAGCCAGCAGGCGCCCCGAAUCUCGCAAGCUGGAUCUGAAGUACUUCAUCAAUCGUCCAAUCCCGCGCGUCCUUCGUUAUGGGCUGCUUUUGAAAGAGAUUCUGAGCCAGACACCGAUCACUCAUGAGGACCGGUCUGACAUUCCCGAAAUCGUAGAGCUGAUUGGGUCUUUGGCCAGAGAGUCUCAACCGGGUGUUGAUUCGGCCAAACAGAAGGUUGAGGUGUGGAGGUAUAACUCGCAGUUGGUGUAUCGAGUUGGGGAGGCUGUUGAUAUGGAUUUGCUGAACGAACAUCGGUCAUUGGUUCAUACAGGAAAGCUAAUGAUUACCGAGGACAGCCACUUUGUGGAGGUGUUUGUUAUGCUCUUCGAUAACUAUCUGGUCUGGACAAAAGUAAAAGAGAAGGACGGCAUCACCAAGUACCACGUCGUACGCAAACCUAUCCCCCUCGACCUCCUCCACCCGGUCAGCUUCAACGACCCACCCAUCAUCCGAAAUCCCAGCCGGUUUCGUUCCAGUAGUUCCAACGGUCGCGUCGACACUCCCGACUCGAUGCGGAACAACGUCUAUCCCUUUACUCUCCAUCAAACUGGCCGACAAGGUACCGCAAACACCAACAUUAGUUUCUUGGCGGAGUCACCGCAGGUGCGAGCGGAUUGGAAGGCGAAACUUGAGGAGGCUUUGGGACUGAGGAAGGCUGUUGCGGAUGCGAAUAAGGUGUUUGAGAUUGAGACGUUGAGCAAUGAGACGUUCUUGGUGCCUCCGAUUAAUCUGGGACCCUCGGCGCCAACUACGUAUGACGGUGUGCUCUUUACUGGACGAGUGACCUGUUCCGUCCCUUUCAAAACUGCCGGUAAUCGUGGACUGGUUGCGGUUGGGUGUGCUGAAGGCGUUUGGAUUGGCUUCCGACAGGACCCCCGAUCUCUGCGCCGCGUGCUUCAUGUUCGUAACGUUGUACAAUGUGCCAUCCUAGAGGACUUUGGUCUCUUCCUCGUUCUGGCCGACAAGAACCUGUUCGCAUAUCACAUCGAAGCGCUGGUGCCUAACCCAUUGAAUCCUCAACCAUACACCUCCCAGACUCCCCACAAGAUCAACACUGGUUCCAAGGAGGUCCAAUUCUUCAGCGUUGGGAUGCAACAUGGAAGGACGCUGGUGAUUUACAUGAACAAGCGAGGGGCUGACAGCGUUUUCCAUGUUGUGGAACCCGUGAUUGACAAAAUCACUGAACGACCAAAGGCUGCCAGUACAAGUCUCCUUCCCAUCUUCCCGAAGAAGAACAAGUCGGACUGGUUCCGCACCUAUCGCGACUUCAUCCUCCCAGGAGAAUCCUAUGAUAUGAUUUUCUUGAAGGCGAAGGUUGCAGUCCUAUGUGCGAAGGGCUUUGAGAUCGUGGACCUGACAGAUUUCAAGACCGUGACUAUCCCUCAAAAAGAUAAUCCCGCUCUUGGGCCAGCAGCUAAACGAUGCGAAAGCUGUAGGCCUAUGGGUAUGUUCCGGUCCUCGGAAGACGAGUUCCUGUUGUGUUACAACGAGUUUGGCAUCUACGUCGACAAGCACGGUGCACCUAGCCGGUCAUCUGGGGCCAUUGAAUGGGAGGGCACCGCGGAACGAGUAGCCCUUCAUGCGCCGUACAUUCUCAUUUUCGACACCCGCUUUAUCGAAAUCAGACAUAUCGAUACCUGUCGGCUCGCACAAAUCAUCCCCGGCAACGACCUCCGCUGUAUCUGGGACGGCCGUGGCAUUGACAUUAGCCAUGCUGCAGUGCCGGCAGAUGCAGCCGACGAGACGUUUGUUCAAGAACCACGAGUACACGCUGUCAUGAGCCAGACGUCUUCUCAGCCGGGUGGCAGAGGAAUUCGAGGGAUUUCUCAGCACGUUUUCCAACUGGUCCCCACCAUCCCGUUGUAUCUUCCUGGAUCUUUAACUUCCCCGUCCCAUAUCGCCUAUUAUCCCCAGUCCAACUCCCCACCCCGCUCGCCGCCUACACGUGCUGCAUCUUUCAGGCAUUAA